This is a messenger RNA of Epinephelus lanceolatus (giant grouper), 1419 nucleotides long. RefSeq names its product growth hormone secretagogue receptor type 1-like. Lineage: Eukaryota; Metazoa; Chordata; Actinopteri; Perciformes; Serranidae. Gene Ontology annotation, cellular component: plasma membrane. Gene Ontology annotation, biological process: hormone-mediated signaling pathway; G protein-coupled receptor signaling pathway. The record is from RefSeq and is a predicted model, not a curated record. Gene Ontology annotation, molecular function: growth hormone secretagogue receptor activity.
AUGGAUCUUACAGAGUUGGGAGACAUGGGCAGUGGCUGCGAAGAUGAAAACUGUGGCCUCACGUCUGGUUUCCAAGAGGACUGCUCCAACCAAGAGUGCCACUGGAAGGAACCUCUGUUUGGACUCAUUGAGUUAGUGUGUGUGACUGUCAUUUACGUCCCACUGAUGCUCUUCGGCCUCCUGGGAAACAUUCUGACGAUCCUGGUGGUUUGGCGCCGACCUCACAUGAGAAGCUCGACUUACCUCUACCUGAGCAGCAUGGCUGUUAGUGACCUGCUGAUACUCCUACUGCUGCCUCUGGAUCUGUAUAAGCUGUGGAGGCCCAGACCCUGGCCCUUAGGAGACCUCGCCUGUAAGCUGACGAUGUUCCUCUCAGAGUGCUGCACCUUCUGCACCAUCCUCCACAUCACCUUCCUCUCCCUGGAGAGGUACCUGGCCGUCUGCUGGCCAAUCACAGCCAAGACGCUGGUGACACGGCACAGAACAAAGGCUCUGAUUGGCUGCCUCUGGCUGGGAGCAGCCGUCAGUGCGGCACCGGUGUUAGUCAUGGUUGGAGUGGAGGAGGUUGGGGGAGAUGAGCUGGGGCUCGUAGGAUGGAGGGAGGACGGAGGGUGGACAGGAAGGGAAGGAGAGCAUGCAGGAUUUAUGAUAGGAGGAGGGGACAGAGGAGGUGGACACAUGGCCUCAAUGAACGGAGGAUUAGAGGGAAUAAAGUGGGGAGAGAAAGAGAAAAAGGGAUGGAGUGAAAGAGAUGGUGAGUUGAAAUGGUUUGGAGAGGAAGGAGAGAGAAAUGUGGGAAUAGAGAAAAGAGAUGAGAGGAAAGAAGGAGAUGGAGGACAAAUGAAACUUGUGGAUGAAGAAGAAGAAGGAGAGCUAGAAGCUGGCGGAGAGCGGCAAAAUAAAAAGAAAGAAGACGAGGGAGGAGGAAGGGAGGAAGGAGGAGAGACUGACAGGAGUGAGUGCCGCUGCACACACUACGCCGUCACCUCCGGCCUGCUGGCGGCCAUGAUGAUUCUCUCCAACUUGUACUUCCUGGUGCCCCUCUGCAUCCUGGGGCUGGUCUACAGCCUGAUCGGACGGACGCUGUGGCUCCGUCCAAAAAGCAGCCGCAGAGACCAGAGUCACCGGCACACUGUCAAAAUGCUGGGAGUGAUCGUCCUGGCGUUCGUCCUGUGCUGGCUGCCCUUCCACGUGGGUCGCACCAUUUUCUCUUUCACUCUGGACACCGGCUCUGACAUUUCAUAUUAUCUGUCUCAGUAUUUCAACCUGGUGUCCUCUGUCCUCUUCUACCUCAGUGCCGCCGUCAAUCCCUUACUGUACAACCUGAUGUCUGCCAGGUAUAGACACGCUUGCAGGUCGGUCAGCAUAGCAGAGGAAGGUCUUAUCUCCGUACUGGCUUUAUCUGUAAGUGUCACCUGA